Magnolia sinica is the source of this 1956-nucleotide messenger RNA. RefSeq names its product cytochrome P450 CYP72A616-like. The record is from RefSeq and is a predicted model, not a curated record. The transcript has 5 exons. Gene Ontology annotation, molecular function: oxidoreductase activity, acting on paired donors, with incorporation or reduction of molecular oxygen; heme binding; iron ion binding. The coding region runs from base 61 to 1623 and encodes 520 amino acids. NCBI's taxonomy places the organism in Eukaryota, Viridiplantae, Streptophyta, Magnoliopsida, Magnoliales, Magnoliaceae.
UCCCACCCAAGCUUCCUCCUACACUUACAGCUAAUCCCUUGCACUUGAUCUGAAGAAAGGAUGGAAGAAAUCCUCUCCAUUUUUCUGAUAAUAUCAGCAUCUCUGCUUCUCUCAUGUGGUGUGAGAGUAGUUUACUUCAUUUGGUGGAGACCCAUGAAACUCCAGAAACAUCUCAACCAGCAAGGAAUCAAAGGCAACUCCUACAAGCUUUUCUUUGGUGACAUGAAAGAGAUGGGCAGGUUGAUGAAGGAGGCAUGGUCGAAACCCAUGAAUCUAACUCACUGGAUAGCGCCACGUGUCUUCCCUUACUUCUAUCACUUGGUGCAAAAAGAAGGCAAGUUAUCUCUUAUUUGGGUCGGGACGACCCCUCGACUGAUCAUCAACGAUUCGGAGCUCAUGAUGCAAGUCCUAUCAAACAAAUUCGGUCAUUUCCAGAAGGUUCCUCUCAACCCUCUCGUAAAUCUGUUGACCUUGGGACUCACAGCUUUGGAAGGAGAGGAAUGGGUCAAGCGCAGAAGGAUAAUCACUCCUGCUUUUCACCUUGAGAAAUUGAAGGCGAUGAUACCGGCAUUUUCUACCAGUUGCAGCGAGUUGAUCCAGCGAUGGGGGGAGUUGGUUGGUCCCGAAGGAUCAUGUGAACUGGAUGUCUGGCCUGAACUCCAAAAUCUAACUGGAGAUGUCAUCUCUCGCACAGCCUUUGGCAGCAACUAUGAAGAAGGAAAGAGAAUCUUCGAACUUCAGAAAGAGCAGGUUGUACUGGUGCUUGAAGCUGCUUUUGCUCCAUACAUCCCAGGUUUAAGAUUUGUUCCCACGAAAAAGAACAGGCGUAGAAUGUAUUUGGACAAGGAGAUCAAAGCUAUAUUAAGAAAUCUGAUCCACAAGAAAGAGCAGGCAAUGAAAAUGGGAGAAUCAAGCACCAAUGACUUGCUAGGCUUGUUGCUAUUGCAAUCUAAUAACUGUAAUGGUGUCCUAGAACCAGGGACAAACUCAGAGAACAAUGCCCUGACGAUUGAUGAUGUGAUAGAGGAAUGCAAAUUGUUCUACUUCGCUGGCCAGGAGACAACCUCGGUAUGGCUAACAUGGACGAUGAUCUUAUUAGCUAUGUAUCCAAGCUGGCAAGAGCGGGCAAGAGAAGAGGUUCUGCAAAUAUGUGGGAAAAAUACACCUGAUUUCGAUGGUACAAGCCACUUCAAGAUUGUGACCAUGAUCUUGUACGAAGUUCUAAGGUUAUACCCAUCUGUGGCUGCCAUAUUUCGACAUACUUAUAAGAAGGUGGAUUUAGGAGGGAUCUCCAUCCCACAAGGCGUCGACCUCAUGCUACCAACACUCCUCAUCCAUCAUGACCCUGAACUUUGGGGAGAAGACCACGAAGAAUUCAAACCGGAGAGAUUCUCAGGUGGAGUUUCAAAGGCCUCAAAGGAUCAAACCGCCUUCUUUCCAUUUGGAUGGGGCCCAAGGAUCUGUAUUGGCCAGAACUUUGCAAUGAUAGAAGCGAGGAUGGCACUUGCUAUGAUUCUACAGAACUUCUCUUUCAGCCUCUCACCCUCUUAUACCCAUGCUCCUUACACUCUCAUAAGUCUCCAACCACAAUAUGGAGCCCAAGUCAUCCUACACCGAAUUUGAAACCGUCAUCAUCCUUAUGAUCAUGUUAUUGUUGCAAUCAUGUCCAUGCUGUCUUUAUCCUUACUGUUCUUGUUCUCAAGUGUUGUUUUCCUUUUAAUCGUUCUGUUAUGGUUGUAACUGGGAGCUUUUGUUCUGGACUGCCACGCAUGCCUGUGCAUCAUGAUCAACAAAAAUACAUAUUCUAGCUACUUUUGUCUAGGCAUGCCAGACAGUAAGUUUGCACAUUGUAUUAUAUAGAACAUGGUUUGUUGUUGUCACAUAUGGUUGGAGUUUUGUGCAAUGAUCUUUGAUCUUCUUCAAUAAAGAAUUGGAUGUCUUACCACGUUUGUAGUA